This is a messenger RNA of Clupea harengus (Atlantic herring), 9737 nucleotides long. RefSeq names its product receptor-type tyrosine-protein phosphatase S-like (gene ptprsb). Gene Ontology annotation, biological process: protein dephosphorylation. Gene Ontology annotation, molecular function: protein binding; protein tyrosine phosphatase activity. The record is from RefSeq and is a predicted model, not a curated record. NCBI's taxonomy places the organism in Eukaryota, Metazoa, Chordata, Actinopteri, Clupeiformes, Clupeidae. The coding region runs from base 1293 to 7109 and encodes 1938 amino acids. The transcript is spliced from 37 exons.
AUAUUUCAUAUAGGCCUAUUUUUUUUUAAUGUGUCGAUAAUUGGGCUAUGAAAGCCUAUGUCGUAUCUAAACAACCUUGCAAGUCAUGCAGGGGAUGUUCUAAUGUUCGCACACGUUCGCCAAGUGGCUUUACAGAGCACAUCCCCUUUUGAUCCGCGCAUCUCUCCAGGAGAGCCUGCCACACACGUUUUCAUUCUUCCGCCAGGUAGACCUCAGCUUCACGAGUAUCUCGUCCUGUGGCAGAUUUGAUUUGCUUCUGCAAGGCAGGUCUCUCUAAAAUUAUACCCUACGGUUCUAGUGCAGACAUGCAUCAGUAUUUUAUGAAUUCAAUUUUAGGCAAAUAGCCUACCUCUAGAACACCACAAGGGACUCAAAUCUAUGUCAAACGCAGAGGGUAGAAUAGUCUGAUAAAGGCUAUUGUAGCUGUCUCCAGUAUAGGGGAGGAAACUGUGUCACUUGGCCCAGUUUUCUGCUGACUUGGCUGGCCCUAAUGCUGUAUGCUGCAGAUGAACUCCUGGAUUACAAGGGGAAGAGAAGGUGAAGGGGUCACACAAGACACCAUUUUUAUUAAAACGUCAUUGAAACACCCUCGAUGUUUUUUAAGAGGCAAUACGGACAUAUGAAUUGUGGAAGCAAUGAAUUUACCUUUAUUGGUCAUUUGAAAUAUCCAGAUUACAUUAAAAUUACGCAAGGUCGAAUUUUAAAGAGUCCUUGCCUAUUUCAAAUGAAAUCUGUUGUGCCCAGGCUGACCUUAAGCGCUUUCCAGUUCACAAACCCUACACACACCUAUUGGAAGCGGCCUUCAUCACAUCCCCGCGAGCAGGGUGUGUGUGUGUGUGAAGAGGGAGGGUACCAAGGAGGAGGGCUGAGAGUAUCGAUGACAUCAACCACCAUUCUCUUACACCGCACAGCCUAACGGAGGCUUCUCGACAUGGGGACAGAAAGAUAACGGCCCAGUGAGAUAGCACAGCACCACUGAUAUCAGGGUUUACUUAGUGUUAUUUGUUUCGCGAGGCACUUCGGAGCAUCUCCAAAUUUAGGAAGAAAUCACGGAGAUAUCGGAUUAUAAUUUGUAGCAGCCUCCCCACCCGCUCCGUAUGAAUCCCCUAUGUGGAUGCCCUUAUGUAUUUGACCAACAAUAAAACGGGACGUUUUUAAGGUAUACUGGCUCUGGCUGCAGGGGAUUACUGAAAUGAGGACAUGAAGCUAAAUAGGUUUUAAAAAGACGAAGAGAGUGCCUGGCCAUCGUAAGCGAAGCGUCCAUCUCUACCCCCCCUCCCUACUGAGGGGUCAUGGCUCUCUGGACGGGACGAGGCCUCUUGGCUCAGGCCAAGCUGAGCUCCAGAUCAGCCCACUCUGUGGUGCUCGUCCUCAGCCUGCUCCUGUUGCCUCUGCACCACCUCUCUGAUGCCUUAGUCUCCCCCCCCAGAUUCAUCAAGCUUCCUUCAGACCAGAUAGGUGUGUCAGGGGGAGCCGUCUCAUUCGUGUGUCAGGCAACAGGUGACCCCAAGCCACAGGUUGUGUGGAACAAGAAAGGGAAGAAAGUCAGUUCUCAGCGCAUUGAGACCAUAGAGUUUGAUGAAGCAGCGGGGGCUGUGUUGAGGAUCCAGCCUCUGAGAGCGCCACGAGAUGAAAACAUCUAUGAGUGCGUGGCCCGCAACAGCGAAGGGGAAAUAUCUAUUACCUCCAGACUCACAAUCCUGAGGGAGGACAUGCUUCCCCCAGGCUUCCCCUCCAUAGACAUGGGCCCGCAGCUGAAGGUGGUGGAGCGCACGCGCACGGCCACCAUGCUGUGUGCGGCCAGCGGCUUCCCAGACCCUGUUAUCUCCUGGUUUAAGGACUUCCUGCCUGUGGAGCCCAGUGCCAGCAGCGGACGCAUCAAACUGCUGCGAUCAGGCGUCUUUGGUGCCCUGCAGAUUGACAAGAGUGAGGAGAUGGACCAGGGGAAGUACGAGUGCGUAGCGUCUAACUCCCAGGGUGUGCGCUUCUCUGCCCCGGCCAACCUUUAUGUGAGAGAGCUGCGAGAAGUUCGCCGCGUGGCCCCUCGCUUCACCAUCCCCCCCACCAGUCACGAGAUCAUGCCGGGGGGCAGCAUCAACAUCACGUGCGUGGCAGUCGGCUCCCCGAUGCCCUACGUCAAGUGGAUGCUCAACUCGGAGGACUUGACCCCGGAGGAUUCCAUGCCGGUGGGCCGGAACGUUCUGGAGCUAGAGAGUGUGCGAGAGUCUGCCAACUACACCUGUGUGGCCAUCAGUAGCCUGGGCAUCAUCGAGUCAGUGGCACAGGUCAUCGUUAAAUCUCUGCCUAAGGCUCCAGGGAUGCCCAUUGUUACCGAGACAACCGCCACCAGCAUCACCAUCACCUGGGACUCGGGGAACCCUGACCCUGUCUCCUAUUACAUCAUCCAGUACCGCGCCAAGAGUCCCGACAGCAAGUUUGAGACGGUGGACGGCAUCACCACCACGCGCUACAGCAUCGGCGGUCUCUACCCCAACACCGAGUACGAGUUCCGCGUGUCCGCCUUUAACAGCAUUGGACAGGGGCCUCCCAGCGGCAGAGUGGAGGCCAGGACCGCCGAGCAGGCGCCCGCCAGCCCUCCUCGAAACAUCCACGCCAGGAUCCUCUCCUCCAACACCAUGAUGGUGCGCUGGGAGGAGCCGGAGGAGCCCAACGGCCAGAUCAAGGGCUACCGCGUGUACUACACCAUGAACAAGGACCAGCCCAUGAGCAUGUGGCAGAUCCACAACGUGCAGGACAGCGUCAUCACCACCAUCCAGAGCCUGGUGCCCUCGGAGACGUACACCAUCUGUGUGCUGGCCUUCACCUCGGUCGGAGACGGACCCCCCUCCGAUCCCAUUCAUGUUAAAGUCCUGCCUGGAGUUCCAGGGCAACCAGGCAAGUUCCAGGUGGGCCGAGUGACUGACACGAGCAUUGAGCUGACCUGGGAGCCAGCCUACUCCAAAGAGGGCAUUCUGAGUUAUGAGUUGCAGUUUAAAUCCAAGUUUGGGAAUCAGGAGAAAAGGACCUUUGGGCCCAGAUCCUCCUAUGUCAUUGAAAACCUGAGAGCCAACACCGAAUACUUCUUCUCCCUGGCCGCCAAAUCCAAGCAGGGCAUCGGCGCUUUCACCAAUGAGAUCACCGAGAGAACCGCCCAAGCCAAACCCUCAUCCCCCCCUCGUGGGGUAGAAUGCUCUCCUCUUGGCUCCUCCUCCUUACGGGUAAGUUGGCGCGCUCCCCCAGAAGAGGGGCGCAACGUGGACCUGGAGGGCUACGAGAUUCUGUACCAGCCCCUAGCCAGCGGGCUCCAACCAGAACCCGAGCCCGAGAGGACCCAGCGCGUGGGGCCGGACCCCUGGCAGGCGCUGCUCAGCGGGCUGAAGAGGUGGACGCGCUACAGAGUGUCUGUGGCCGCCUUCACGUCGGAGGGCUCCGGUCCACAGAGCUCGGCGCUGGAGUGCCAGACAGAUGAGGAUGUGCCGGGGGCGCCCCCUAGACAAGUGGAAGUGCAAACGCUGAACUCAAGCGCCAUCAGGGUCAGGUGGCGCUCGGUGGUGCCAGAGAAACAGAAUGGGCAGAUACGGGGUUACCAGGUCCACUUCGCCCGCGUGCAGGAGGGAGAGUCGCGCAGCUUGCCGCGCAUCAAAGACAUCAUGCUAGACGACUCUCAGUGGGAAACGGAUGAUUCUGCUGAAUAUGAAAUGAUCAUUGGAGAUCUGCUGCCCGACACCUCAUACUCCAUCACCGUGGCAGCGUACACCACUAAGGGGGACGGAGCACGCAGUAUGCCACAGAUGGUCCAGCCCAAAGCCACAUUUCCAGAGCCUCCCAUGAUGUCUCUGAGUGUGGAGCAGCAGACGUCCAUCUCAGUGAGGUGGCAGCCUCAGCCCCCCCCUGGACCAGUCUCCUCCCCCCCCCCCACCCCACCUCUGCUGGGCUUCCAGCUGCAGUACGGCCAGAAGAACGACACCCAGCUGGUGCCUCUGGACCUCCCUGCCCAGCAGCGCCAGUACACCCUGAGCAACGUGCUCCCGGGGGCCACUUACGUCUUCUCUCUGGCCGCCAGGGGCCACUCUGGCUACGGGAAGGAGUCUCGAGAGGAGAUCAGUGUGCCCGAGUAUCCGCCCACGGGCUACCCACUGCUGGCCAAGGGCAUCAACGCCACCUGCUGCACCCUCCAGAUCUCCUGGACGCCCCUUGACCCCGCGGACUGCAACGGCGUUCUCACCAGCUACACGCUGGCCUAUGCCGAAGCCAAUGGCAGCCUUCCCCCCCGCCUGCUGUCUGUGCCUGCUGGAGAGACCUCGUACACUGUGAUCGGGUUGAACCCAGACACUGCCUUCCAUGUGAGAAUCCGGGCCCACAGUACAGCCGGGCCCGGGCCGUUCAGCCCCCCGGUCCCUUACCGCACGCUGGCCUUCGACACAGAUGUCCCGAGGAAUUUUUCGGUGAACCUGGCGACGAAGACAAGCGUACUGUUGACUUGGGAGUUUCCUGAGAGCAGCUCCCCGUACCGUUUCACUGUGGAGUACAACACAAAAAAGAUGGAGGUGGAUGCCCGACAAAGGAAGGCUGUUAUCGCCAACCUGGUGCCCAACACCAGCUAUGACUUUAAGAUCACCAGCCCUGAAGGCAACAUGGGGGGCUUGAGGCACCGCAUCCCUGCCAGGACCUCCCCCCCCAUCCACAUCAGGCGCCCAGAGGUGGACCGCAGCCGCGAGACUGAGACCACCAUCACCAUCAUACUGCCCCCGAUGGACACCCAGAGCAAUAUCAGGAACAUCUAUGUGGUGGUAGUUCCUCUCAAGAGAGCUCGCGGAAGAUUCCGGCUCAAGAGUCCUGAUGACAUGGACCUGGAGGAGCUGUUGAAGGACAUCAGUCAGAAGCAGCUGGAUCCGCGUCAGAGGCAGGUGGACCUGCGGCGGGCCUACAUCACGGCUCGCUUCUCCCCCGUCACACUCCCAGCAUUCUUCACUCUGGGAGACCAGCUGGAGUACGGCGGCUUUGAGAACCGCGCCCUGGAGGCGGGUCAGGAGUACGUCUUCUUCAUCCUGGCGGAGCUCAAUGACACCACUGGGAAGAUGUUUGUGGCCAGUGAAUACUCGGAGCACGUGAUGGCUCCAGACUCGGACCCUCAGCCCCUGGACGCUGGCGACGGGCUCAUCUGGGUGGUGGGCCCCGUCUUGGCCGUGGUCUUCAUCAUCUGCAUCGUCAUCGCCAUCCUCCUCUACAAGAACAAACCUGACAGCAAGCGAAAGGAUUCAGAGCCAGGCACAAAGUGCUUGCUGAACAACGCUGAGAUGAUGGCUCACAACCCGACCGACCCGGUGGAGAUGAGACGCAUCAACUUCCAGACUCCAGGUAUGAUGAGUCACCCCCCCAUCCCCAUCUCAGACCUGGCAGAGCACACGGAGCUGCUGAAGGCCAACGACAACCUCCGGCUCUCCCAGGAGUACGAGUCAGUUGAUCCUGGCCAGCAGUUCACCUGGGAGCACUCCAACCUGGAGGUCAACAAGCCCAAGAACCGCUACGCUAACGUCAUCGCGUACGACCACACGCGGGUCGUCCUGGUCCCCAUUGAAGGUAUAAUAGGUAGUGAUUACAUCAACGCAAACUACAUUGAUGGCUACCGUAAGCAGAAUGCCUACAUCGCCACCCAGGGUGCACUGCUGGAGAGCUUCGGCGACUUCUGGAGGAUGGUCUGGGAGCAGCGGGCCGCGUCUGUGGUGAUGAUGACCAGGCUGGAGGAGAAGUCACGGAUUAAGUGUGACCAGUACUGGCCCAGUCGGGGGACGGACACCUACGGGAUGAUUCAGGUCACUCUGCUGGACACCAUGGAGCUGGCCACCUUCUGUGUGCGCACCUUUUCUCUACACAAGAAUGGCACCAACGAGAGGAGAGAGGUUCGCCAGUUCCAGUUUACCGCUUGGCCGGAUCACGGGGUGCCUGAGUACCCGACUCCGUUCCUGGCCUUCCUGAGGAGGGUGAAGUCCUGUAACCCUCCGGAUGCAGGCCCCGUGGUCGUCCACUGCAGUGCUGGUGUGGGUCGGACCGGCUGUUUCAUUGUGAUCGACGCCAUGCUGGAGCGGAUCAAGAAUGAGCGCACGGUGGACGUGUACGGCCACGUGACGCUGAUGCGCUCGCAGCGCAACUACAUGGUGCAGACGGAGGACCAGUACGGCUUCAUCCACGAGGCCCUGCUGGAGGCCGUGACCUGCGGGAACACCGAGGUGGCCGCCCGCUCGCUCUUCUCCUACAUCCAGAAGCUGGAGCAGGUGGAGGCUGGAGAGCACGUGACCGGCAUGGAGCUGGAGUUCAAGCGCUUGGCCAACACAAAAGCUCACACGUCCAGGUUUGUCAGUGCCAAUCUCCCAUGCAACAAGUUCAAGAACCGCCUGGUCAACAUAAUGCCCUAUGAAACCACCCGAGUGUGCCUACAGCCAAUCAGAGGCCUCGAGGGCUCCGACUACAUCAACGCCAGUUACAUUGAUGGAUACAGGCAACAGAGAGCCUAUAUUGCCACUCAAGGUCCACUGGCUGAGACGACUGAAGACUUCUGGAGAAUGUUAUGGGAGCACAACUCCACUAUCGUGGUGAUGUUGACCAAACUGAGGGAGAUGGGUCGGGAGAAGUGCCAUCAGUACUGGCCUGCUGAACGCUCUGCCCGUUACCAGUACUUCGUGGUGGACCCCAUGGCUGAGUACAACAUGCCCCAGUACAUCCUCCGAGAGUUCAAAGUGACUGACGCCAGGGAUGGGCAGUCCAGGACCGUGAGACAGUUCCAAUUCACAGACUGGCCUGAGCAGGGAGUGCCAAAGUCCGGAGAGGGUUUCAUCGACUUCAUCGGUCAGGUGCACAAAACCAAGGAGCAGUUUGGACAAGAUGGUCCCAUCUCAGUCCACUGCAGUGCGGGAGUGGGGCGCACGGGCGUCUUCAUCACCCUGAGCAUUGUGCUGGAGAGGAUGCGCUAUGAAGGUGCGGUGGACAUUUUCCAAACUGUCAAAAUGCUGCGAACACAAAGGCCCGCCAUGGUGCAGACUGAGGAUGAGUACCGCUUCUGCUACCAGGCCGGCAUCGAGUACCUGGGGAGUUUUGACCAUUAUGCAACAUAAGAGAAGGGGAGAUCGCCAUCAACUCAGAUCCCUUUCCCCCAGUGGUCCACGGAGCUAGAGGAGAAAACACACUUGAGAACGCCACAGUACAUAAUGAACUUUACCAAAAAACACUGACUGAUUUCAUCACAGCAAGAAUGAUUAGUACAUCACCGACAUCGUUUGGUGUUUCCAAAUUUCAAAAUAGUCAAAAAAAUGUUAAAAAAAAUUGAAAAAUACAUUUUAAAAAAAGCAACAGCAACACAUGCACUCUCAGGAACCUGGAAGGACUGGAUCUGGGAUGUCAUGUGUCACACUGCAAACUAUUACCUCAGUGUUCAAGUAUCCUAUUCAAUAUGUCGUGAUCAAUUUUCUAAAAAAAAAUAGUGGAGAGAAAACCUAUCAAAAAUCCUCAAAACAAGUAAUUAUCAACACAAACAGUUCAAAGCCUGGAAAAAUUGCUGCAUCUUCAAUCGGAGUGACAGUACACCAAACUGUUUUUGUUUGCCAAUGGAGCUGAAUGGUUUCAGGUCGGACAGACAAAUCUUCCUAUGACUCAGCUGACAGAGAAGACAGCUUGUGGCUGCAACGAGAAGAAGGACUUCGAUUGUGAUCCAUCUUGAGAAUGACAAUGCCAUCAGAAACACCCAUUAGUAACAGUACCAAUACUGAAGCAGACCUUCUACCUUCAGUGCCUCGAAGAGUAAUUCAAGUUUGGAAGCAUACAGGUGUCUCUGUCUAAGGUGGGAGAAGAGGAUUGAUGGUGUCGUAUGGUCGUUUCAGCAUACAGUACAAUACCAAUGUGAGAGGAUAUGUUUCAUUGCAACUUUUAAAGAUAGAUCUGAAACCUGGUGUACACAAACUAUCUCUCGUGAUCAUAAAUGGAGGGGUCAUUAUCUGGCCAAUAUGUUCCUGUAGGUAGUUUUACCAUUUUAGUUUGUUUCCUUUUAAUCACAACAUGCUGCUUAUAUUGUGUGUAUGCCGCAAAGAGUUCAAUGUGAUGGCUUGUAUAAGACCAAUUACUAUAAACCCCUCAAUGGACCCACCCAGGAUUGACACUAUAGCACAUUGUUUUCUAAUUGUUUUCUAAUGGUUUGCAUCCUAAAAGGAUCACUGAAAGGGAACCUCCGCAUCGUUUCCCUUUUUGACAUUCCUUUAUCUGCAGAUUAGCCAGGAGAUGAACAACCUGCAGUCUCUUCCUCUCUGAAAUGAUCCUUUUGAAGUGAGGAGAUGCACUCAAUCUCAACCGAUGCACAGGUUAUGUGUCAGGUCAGAGAGCCCAGAUAUUCAAGUGUUAUUCUACUAAGACAGAGACACUAAUUGACAACACUGUCAUACUGAGAUCCUCUCUGAUCCAAAAGUCUUCAAAUAUUUUAUACAAUUAUAUUAGGUGGUGAUCCUAAUGGGCCAAGUGGACCUACGCAUAUCGAACCUACGAAUCCCGAAUUUAAGAAGAUAAUAUAUCAACGCAAAGUUAAUAUUUUUUACCAGACUGAAAUAGAUCCAGUUUAUUUUCCAGUGAAAUUUGGAAAAUAUUUCAGUCCGUUUCAGUUUGCACAGUUUUUUGAUCCAUAGGUAGCACAAAACUUGUUGAACUCGUACAGACAUGUUAGCACAAGCUAUGAAGAGGAAGCCAGUGAAGUGAGGUCCAAAAGACACUAAAAUGAGCCUUAUUGUUGUUGUCAGAUAUUUAACCGAUAUUAUUUUUUAUUAUUUUUGUUAAUAUUAUGCUUGAAUUUUUUAUUGAUUUAUUUAUUCAUAUUGCGUUUUGGACUACUUAUAUGAAUAUAACCUAAUGAAAUGUUGUGUAGUUGGCAAGCAAAUGUUACUGUACAAGGUUCAAAUGUACAGCGUUGUAAUCUGUAGCCCUCUGGAGUUUUUGAUAUUAUUGAUAUUAUCAUUAUUAUUAUUAUCAUUGUGCUCUAAACUUUGACCACUGAGCUCUAAACCUUGGGUCUCUGAUGAUGCCAUGUAAGCACAGGAGCCACAGAAAGACACUGUCACAAUUGCUGAUGGCAGCCUCAUCCUUCUGGAAGCACACGCACAGUCCCCAAACCCCAGAAUGAAUUCUGUUCUAAUCAUUCGAUUGUUCAUUCAAUUAGCUGUUAAUUAUUCACUUGGGUGACCGCAUUUUUGGCAGUGAAUGCACAAAGGACAUAGCAUAAUAAAUGUUAUUAUUCUGCUGAGUCCUCUUUCCUGUGAGCACACUGAGUUCUCUGUCAUUCUUACCCAGAGAGGAGAAUGGAACAGCAUGCCCAAGGAUAACACAACAUCUCCCAUCUAAAACGGAGAGCAAAGCUGGGGAGCACAACCCAUGAUGUCCGUCAUGCCAGUGAAGGAGGGGCUUUCGCAUGAGUUUUGGAGCAAAAGGCACAGAAUAGCCCCCCCCCCCCAAGUGUAGUGUCUUUAAUGUGACCUACUGACUUAAUCAAAUUUCCAAGCACACAAUUUAAUGUAAGACAAGGAUCAAAACCACCCGAGGUCAGUGAGGCUGCCCAAAUGGUACUGAAAAUGUACUGUAUGAGGGUCAAGUGCUACUAAGUGUUUCAACUUUCAACCUGUUACUUCAGACUCUGUUGAUUGAUUUAGAACCAUGUAUGUAGAUAUGUUGACUUUGUAUUAAAACAGGAUAACUGAAUAUACUGUAAA